AUGUCCGUCAGCAAUGAGAGAGUUAAUUCUUUAAUAUUCGAUUAUUUAACGACUUCGAGGACAGACUUCCAAGUGUAUGAUUUAAAGUCGACCCCGAAAACAGCGUUCACAGAGAACAAGCAUACAAAAACAGUAAACGUAGAUAAGAAAAGGGAAGUCACUAUAAAAUAUACUCAGACUUUGAACGAAUGGAAAAGCGUACCUUUCGAUUUAUUGAUCGGAGCGAAGCCGAUCCUGCAAACAAAUCCUCAUCGUAUACAACCACCUUUCGAAAAGGCACCUGAUUUGAGAGCGGAUGAGGUCAGAAAAACACGACCUCGUCUCAUCAUAUCACCUGCAGUCGUCGUGGACGACGUCGAUGACAAGAUAACCCGAAACAUUCUGAUGGAGAGUACUUAUACUUCGGAAACAAGGAAAGCAUUCCGGCUUACUCAAGAUCGGCCCGAAGUGAAGGCACCCUUGGGCGGGAAAUACGCUCCGUCACGAGUGUUAGAUCUCCCGAAAAUGGCACCACCUACUGUAUCACCGGAAUGGCGUAUGGACUCCAUGAAAUGGGAUAGAAAACAAUUGAGAAGUUACUGCGAGCCGACAAUUAAAAAAAACUGCACAAUGACUACUCGACUGAAAGAUUUAGAUUCUAUGAUAAACAACUAUAGGACUACUAUGACCAAUGAUUAUAGAGAUAAUGCGAUAGAACCGAUAAUAAAAACUGUAUAUCAAGAGAAAAAACCUUUUAUCCGAGAGAAAUGGAAAUAUGUUAAAUAUAUUCACACUAUGAGGGACUGGGAUGGAGAGCGAGCACCUUUUGAUUUUACAAUUCCGAGGAAAGAUAUUUUACGUACAAAUCCACAUCAUAUCCAACCAGUUUAUGGGAAACCAAAAGAUUUAGAUUUGGAGAAUGUGAGGAAGACGAGACCGCGACUCGUCAUGACUCCCGCCGUUAGUAUGGACGACAUGAAAGACCAGGAUAAACGGAAUCUGCUUAUGAACAGUUCGUACACUACGCGAAUGACCACAGACUACAAACCUGUCACCGAUGUGUCAAACGUCGUGGCGCCGUUGCUUGGAAAAUAUUCACCGGCAUCACCGUUAACAAUAGCGAAAUACAAGCAGCCGUACGUAUCUCCGGAAUGGCGUAUGGAGACAACGUCGUGGGAUCAGAGACAGAUCAGGGACUACUGCGACGCUAACAAAGUCUUCUGGCUUUAUACGAGGCCGAAACGAGGCAAGACAUAA
Molecule: messenger RNA, 1236 nt
Organism: Papilio machaon (common yellow swallowtail)
Lineage: Eukaryota; Metazoa; Arthropoda; Insecta; Lepidoptera; Papilionidae
Exons: 8
Coding region: 1-1236 (411 amino acids)
Source: RefSeq, a predicted model, not a curated record